UGGCAACCGCGCGGCUGAGAGCCCGGAGCAGGAAGCAGUGAGCGGAUGGAGCAGCAGUUCGGCGCUCGGGAGGCUCUUUCACCGCGUUACUGCCGCUGAGGUGCGUUUUCUCCGGGGAGGAGCCGUUACAGCCGCGCUCACUGCCGCUCCGCACUCACACCCGGACAAACCAACCGCGCCGCGGGAAACACCCGGCCGUGUGGGGGGGAGAGAGAGGGGGAGAGAGUCGGGUUGUUGUUGUUGGGGGGAAGAAGCCUUGCAUGGUGGACACAGAGAGUGACAGACAGAGAGAGUGAGAGAGAGUGUGAGUGAGGAUGGGCUGCACGCUGAGCACGGAGGACAAGGCGGCGGUGGAGAGGAGCCGCAGGAUAGACCGGAACCUCCGGGACGACGGAGAGAAAGCAGCGCGUGAGGUGAAACUGCUGCUGCUGGGAGCGGGGGAGUCGGGGAAGAGCACAAUAGUCAAGCAGAUGAAGAUUAUCCAUGAGGCAGGUUACUCAGAGGAGGAGUGUAAGCAGUACAAGGCCGUAGUGUACAGUAACACUAUCCAGUCCAUCAUCGCCAUCAUCCGUGCCAUGGGACGCCUCAAAAUCGACUUCGGGGACGCAGCCCGAGCGGACGAUGCCCGGCAGCUGUUCGUGUUAGCAGGCAGUGCGGAGGAGGGCUUCAUGACGGCCGAGCUGGCUGGAGUGAUAAAGCGUCUGUGGAAGGACGGAGGAGUGCAAGCCUGCUUCAGCCGCUCGAGAGAGUAUCAGCUCAAUGACUCUGCUGCAUAUUAUCUGAACGAUCUGGACAGGAUAUCACAGGCCACCUACAUCCCCACGCAGCAGGACGUGCUGAGGACCCGCGUCAAAACCACAGGCAUUGUGGAGACUCACUUCACCUUCAAGGACCUGCACUUCAAGAUGUUUGAUGUUGGAGGUCAGAGGUCAGAGAGGAAGAAGUGGAUCCACUGUUUCGAGGGUGUGACGGCCAUCAUCUUCUGCGUGGCUCUCAGCGACUACGACCUGGUGCUGGCCGAGGACGAGGAGAUGAACCGAAUGCACGAGAGCAUGAAGCUGUUCGACAGCAUCUGCAACAACAAGUGGUUCACAGACACGUCCAUCAUCCUGUUCCUCAACAAGAAGGAUCUGUUUGAGGAGAAGAUUAAAAAGAGCCCACUCACCAUCUGUUACCCCGAGUACGCAGGCUCCAACACGUACGAGGAGGCGGCGGCGUAUAUCCAGUGUCAGUUUGAGGAUCUGAAUAAGAGGAAGGACACUAAGGAGAUCUACACACACUUCACCUGCGCCACCGACACCAAGAACGUCCAGUUCGUCUUCGACGCCGUCACCGAUGUCAUCAUCAAGAACAACCUGAAGGACUGCGGGCUCUUCUAGAACCUCCCACGGUGAGGUGGAGAUGACUGCGUUUCGUGUUUCCCCAUGAGGCUGUGUGUGUGUGUGUGUGUGUGCACGCGUGUGUGUGUGUUGGAUCAGUGCUGUACAUUGUGUCUCGUCCCUCUGCUUUAUUUAUGCUUUUCAUCUCUUUUGUCCUUUUUAGCGUCUUUAACCAGAAAAGGGAAAUGUAACUCGUAACAUGUUUUCUCUCCAGCGUUCUUUUGUUUUUAGAAAUAUUUUCCAUAAAGGACAUGUUUAUCAUUUCUCUCCCGUGUCCUCAUGGGUAGUUUUACAGCAGAGGGACUUUUCAGCUGUCAGGUUUUCGUGCCUUGCUGUGUCUUUUGCUCAUGUGUAGUGUGGUGUGUUUUUGCCCCCCCCCCCCCCCCCCCCCAAAAAAAAAACAACCCUGUCUCAUAACGUCUACUGUGUAAAUAAAACUUGUAGUGGGUCAAAGGGGGCGGAGCUUAGGGUAAACUUGAUCCCAGACUUGCGUGUUUGUCACUUUUUUUUGAUCACUUUACUUGCAGACUAUAAUUGUUGAGCUAAGCUAGACAUGCUAACUGGCUUAGCUUAACUUGGCUGACUUUACCUCCUCAACUGCAAUCUGAUCUUGAGUAAUUAGCAUUAGAGUAUAAGAGCUUAGCAUUAUUGUUUGAGCUAGUCCGCUAAAAAACUGCAGUAUAACAGUUCAGCAGCAUUAGAUAAGCUAGUCGCGUAUCUAAACCGUGCGCUGUGCUAACCCAUUUCACUUUGCUAACAUUAGCAUUACACCACUAGUCAUGGUUGUUCUCUAAUAUUAGCUUACUAGCGAGCUAAAGGGGCAUUGUAUAGAAUACUGGUUUUAGUGAUGCAGUUUAAUAGUUUAACAGUACAUUCGCUAACACAGUGCUGGGUUAACGUUACCCGCUUAGCUAGUUAGGCUAACGUUAAAGGAACCUUUCCAGCAGGAGCUAGUAGCUUUUGGUACUGUGCUAGCUGUGAUGAGGAGGUUUUAUGAUUACGUUGGUGAUUAGGGGGUUAAAUUUUACUUAAGCUCCACCCAUUUUGAUGCUUGGACGCGUGUGUGUGUCUGUGUGUGUGCACGCGUGCGUUGAUCAGAGCUGAAUGUUGGUCCCAAGCUCAGUCGCCACGGCAACAAGAGGAUGCUUCAGAUGGAGCGGCUCUGCUGUUGGGCGACAAGAUUUGAUUGCGUGAGAAGCCUCAGCUAGCCGCCAUCUCACACUCAACGUUGAGGAUCUGUUUUAAAGUUUUAACAAACACACCUGUAUUGAGUAAUUCAUGAUGAUGAUGAUGAUGAUGAUAACUCACCUUGUCUGUCUUGCUCUUUUUCUUUUUUCCUCUCUUUCUGUCUGUGGGAACAUUUGUACACUCAUGUCCCUUAUUUUGCUAAUAAAAAGCAUUUGCAAUCCA
Neoarius graeffei (lesser salmon catfish) is the source of this 2789-nucleotide messenger RNA. It is a transcript of the gene gnai1, whose product is annotated as guanine nucleotide binding protein (G protein), alpha inhibiting activity polypeptide 1. The record is from RefSeq and is a predicted model, not a curated record. Gene Ontology annotation, molecular function: GTPase activity; GTP binding; G protein-coupled serotonin receptor binding. Gene Ontology annotation, cellular component: heterotrimeric G-protein complex. Bases 315 to 1379 code for a protein of 354 amino acids. Lineage: Eukaryota; Metazoa; Chordata; Actinopteri; Siluriformes; Ariidae. Gene Ontology annotation, biological process: adenylate cyclase-modulating G protein-coupled receptor signaling pathway. The transcript is spliced from 9 exons.